GGUUUUUCUACAUAUCAGAUUUUAGCCGAACAUGAAAUAUUCUAAAUAUACAGUUACAAAUUAUAAUAAUGUGAAUAAUUUAAUUAAUCUAUUGUAAAUAUUUCAAGAAAUGAAAGCCCGUGACGUUUAUCUUUUUGUGCUGUGUAGUGCAUUUUAGUUUUUGCUAUGAAGUAUAUAUUUGUGGCUGCCGGUCUUGAACUAAUAAAUAAUUGUUCGGAGAAAAAUUCUUAUACAUCAUAUUGAGUGUGUGUAAAUUUAAUGAACUAUAGACAAUGAGAGAAAUAACUGAUAUUUUGUCAUAUUACAAAGCUUAUGUUCCAAAGUGUUUCUUCACUAAUUUUAUGUUAUCAUGACUGCUUUAAAUUGUAUAUUUAAAGCUUUCAAAAUUGCGCAGUAACUCAUUGAAGCCCAUAAUACCCGAAAAAAUAUCAACUUCUAACAUUUUUCUUUGUGGUAGAAGAUUUUAUGGCGAUUGUUUUACCGAAGCGGCAGGAAUGCUGUAUCUUUUCUUAUAACAUUAUUUUGGUUUGAUUCGGUAACUUGCUAUGACCGUCCUAAUGCCUACCUGGUACUAUGAUAAAAAAGAUUUAAAGCGCUCCCCAUCUAUACUAGAUGGUAUAGAUCCUGAGAAGGAGAGCAGGUAUCGUCGAGAGGGAGCUCGCUUUAUUAUAAAUGUUGGCACUAAAAUGGGACUGCGAUAUGACACUAUGGCUACUGGUGUUGUUUAUUUUCAUAGGUUUUAUAUGUUUCACUCGUUUAAGACGUUUCCAAGAUAUGUCACUGCUUGUUGCUGUCUGUUUCUUGCUGGGAAAGUUGAAGAAACUCCCAAAAAAUGCAAAGACAUUAUUAGAAUAGCUAGAACCUUUCUUGCUGAUCCUCAGUUUACACAGUUUGGAGAUGAUCCUAAGGAAGAAGUGAUGACUCUGGAAAGGAUACUUCUUCAGACAAUUAAAUUUGAUUUGCAAAUGGACCAUCCUUACGGUUACCUUUUAAAGUAUGCUAAAUGCUUAAAAGGUGACAAAGUAAAGUUGCAAAACAUGGUACAAAUGGCCUGGACAUUCAUAAAUGACAGCCUUUGUACAACUUUGUGUCUGCAGUUUGAGCCGGAAGUAAUAGCUAUUGCUUUAAUGUACCUUGCGGGGAAACUUAGCAAAUUUGAAGUAGUUGACUGGGUUGGACGUACACCUCGACAUACACACUGGUGGGAUAUGUUUGUUGAAGGAAUGUCUAUUGAACUUUUAGAAGACAUCUGUCAUCAAGUAUUAGAUCUGUAUUCUGCUCCAGUAUCAAAUACUUCACAAGAUUCGCCACCAGCAACUCCACCUACAAAAUCUAGCAGAAAAUCAUCGCAGCCCCCAUCUCCAGUGGAGGUUACUACAUCACCAGCCCAAACCAAGCCUAAAGAGAUAUCAGUAGGCCUACCAAUUCCCAGGUUAGAACCUGGUGACCUGAAAAGGAAGGCUUCUGUAUCAGAGCCCAAGAAAGAAUUGCCAGAAAGCAAAAAACGUCCUGCUCCUUCAACUGAAGGGAAAGCUAUUCCUGUCAUUUCUGGUUCUCCACCCAAAGCCAGUGUUAUUACUCAAGGAUCAGACACACAACCAUCUUCCCCAACUUCUCCAAAUUCUGCUGAAAGUACUAUCAAAAGCACUAAACUUUCAGAAUCGUCUGUUCAACGAACUGUAACUGAGGCUACUUUUAGAACUGGUAUUUCAUCUACAAAUCCGCAACCAUUUUCACAAAGUGUACCAACUCCACCUGUAGAAAGUGUUACAGUAAAGCCAGCUCCUGUUGUAUCAGUCACUAGUUUCCCUCCUACUGUGCCACCUCCUACUACAACAUUCUCACAACCUGGCCCUUCAUUUUAUACUGGUGUUUCACUUGAAAAGAAUUUCCCUAAUAUUCAGCAGCCUCCCCCACAAAUAUAUCCUUUACAAUUUCAGCAUCCUCCACCUCCUGGUCCUCCUCCACCUACUCCUACUGGUCCACCUCCACCACCAGGAAUACAUCCACCAAACCAGUUUGGUGAUCCAUCCCAUCAAUUUCCUAAUGUACCCCCAAAUGGUGUGCCGCCAUUUAAUUCCCAGUUUCCUCCUCCACCACCUAGACAACCACCCCCUCUUCCACCUAAUAUUAAUAAUCCUCCACCUGCUCCAGUGCCUGGUAUAACUCAACAUCCACCACCUCCACCUCGUCCUCAAGGAUUACCACCUGUACCUAGUAUGAUUAGAUCAGUUCCACCUCCUAGUUUAUCUAAUGUUAGGCCACCAAGAAUGAUGUCUGAUGGUCCCUUUGGCCCUAAACCACCAGGUACUGAUGUUUUUAAUCCUCGUCCAGAUCAACGAGGUAUACGUUUUCCUCCAAGUCAAGACUUUGGUCCUCGACCAAGAUUUGAAGGUGACAAUCAAGGAUUUAGAGGGAGGAAAGAAUCUGAAUUUGAUGGUCCACCACCACCACCAUUCUCUGAUCAAGGUUUUCCCAGACCUCCACAGCCUAAUCAAUUUGGACCAAGUUUUGAACGACCUCCCAGACCUCCAAUGCCACCAAGGAGAUUUCCACUAGAUCCAAAUAGGAAAGAAAGAGGUCCACGUCCACCAAUGGGUAACAAUUCAACACAGCCUCAAGGAGCUCCAACUGGAAUACCACCUGUACGAAUAACGGGGAGUAUGUGAAAAUCUGAAGUUUUCCGGGGAAGCGACUUGCCGUCGAUAAUUCCGGUUUCUGCGCCAGAGGAAGUCACUUUUUAACCUCAGGAUUCAUCUCUUUGAAAAGGGAAAUAUCAGCAUUUUUUUCAAAGAUAUUUGAAAAUAAUUUGAAGUUUAUCUCAUCGUUGUAUAUAUUAUUAAUUUCGAAACAAGGUGCUACAAAGAUAAAUUUCAAAUUGUCGUCUGCAAUGGAAUGUGAUAUUGCUUACGCAAUAAGUGCGAUUUAAAGUGCAAACGAUUUCUGAUUUCGUUUUUUUUGCUGCGAUGCUUAUAAUUAUUUUUAUGCAAUUGAAAUUAUAUUAUCUUUGAAAUUUACCAGUAUGACUUUUUGCUGAAUGGUUUGUAAUUAUUUCUUUAUUUCUCCAACUCUUUUAUUAUUGAAAAUUAUUUAUAUUUUAUGGAAAAUUAUCAUGUUUAAAUUAAUUUUAAAAUUGCUGCCUUUUAUAUCAUAUUUCUCUGCGUAACAAAUAUUAAAGUUUUGAUUCUUUUAUGUUCUUAAACAUUGCUUUAAGGAACUUCAACUUAGAUAUUUUGUUUCUCAUUUUCAACGUUUUUUGUAUUCAUCAGUCAUUAUCUGAAAUCACAUUUACCAAGUAUUCAUUGUUAUUUUACGGGUAAGUAUUUGGAAUUCAAAAUCUGUUCUAAAUGUA
Molecule: messenger RNA, 3352 nt
Organism: Argiope bruennichi
Lineage: Eukaryota; Metazoa; Arthropoda; Arachnida; Araneae; Araneidae
Product: cyclin-K-like
Exons: 11
Coding region: 546-2669 (707 amino acids)
Biological process (GO): regulation of transcription by RNA polymerase II; positive regulation of DNA-templated transcription, elongation
Cellular component (GO): cyclin/CDK positive transcription elongation factor complex; nucleus
Molecular function (GO): cyclin-dependent protein serine/threonine kinase activator activity
Source: RefSeq, a predicted model, not a curated record